AUGGACACACAGACAAAACCCAACAAUAAUUUUAUACACGAAGAACCAGUACAGGCCAAAAGAAAGCCGAUAGCAGAAUCCAUCAGAAAGAAGCGUAAAUUGAAAGAGUUGCAGCACCUGAACAAUGAUCAGCUCUCAUCCUCAGAGGACGACCUUUCCGAUAUCGAUUCAAGCUUGAUGUCCAAUGACACCACGACAGCCAAACUGAAAAAGAUGCACCACAAGAAGAAUAAAGCCACAGCAGCAAAGAAAGAGAUAAGCCUAUCUGACAAAUACAAACUAGCAAAAGCACAGCUUCAAUACAUUUCAAGGGAAAACGAAAUGCUAUGCGACGAAUGGGCCUCCACUGAGAAAAUUCUAAAGAAACUGAAAACCGAGAGAAAAGUGCUAUUAGACGCACUUGUCAAGAAGAGAUACAGGGACGAGGACUGA
This is a messenger RNA of Mucor velutinosus, 432 nucleotides long. RefSeq lists its product as uncharacterized. The record is from RefSeq and is a predicted model, not a curated record. The transcript has a single exon. The coding region runs from base 1 to 432 and encodes 143 amino acids. Lineage: Eukaryota; Fungi; Mucoromycota; Mucoromycetes; Mucorales; Mucoraceae.